Molecule: messenger RNA, 1008 nt
Organism: Tinamus guttatus (white-throated tinamou)
Lineage: Eukaryota; Metazoa; Chordata; Aves; Tinamiformes; Tinamidae
Source: RefSeq, a predicted model, not a curated record
AUGGAGACCUGGCCUGACAGCGUCAACCAAGUCAAUAAGAUAGCCCUGCUCACCUGGGUGAAAGAGACUGGCAUCAACCUGGUGCAGAUCAACGGGCAGAGGCGAUACGGCGGCCCGCCACCAGGCUGGGUGGGUGACCCCCCACCAACAGGCUCAGAGGUGUUCAUCGGGAAGUUGCCGCAAGAUAUGUAUGAGAACACGCUGAUCCCCCUCUUCCAGAGCGUGGGAAAGCUCUACGAGUUUCGGCUCAUGAUGACGUUCAGUGGGCUCAAUCGGGGCUUUGCCUACGCCAAGUACAGCAAUCGGCGCAGUGCCAAGAUGGCCGUCACUGCCCUCAACAACUUUGAGGUGCAGAAAGGCUACUCCAUCCUGGUGUGCAAGAGCACAGAGAAGUGUGAGCUGAGCAUGGAUGGCCUGGCCACCUCACUGAGCCAGAAGCACCUGAAGAUCCUGCUGCAGGAGGCUGCUGAGGGCAUCCUCAGCAUCACCCUGUAUCCCAGCCCAUACCGGAAACAGGCCCAGCUUGCUGUGCUGAAGUACAGCUCGCACCAGGCUGCUGCCAUGGCCAAGAAAAGCCUCAUGGAAGGGAACAGGAGGAUCUCGGAGGAGGAGCUGAGGGUGGAGUGGCUGAAACCUGACCUGAAGCAGAAACUGCGAUACAGCGAGGAGACGUCCUCUGCCACCUGGGUAUCCCAUGGCAAGUGUCCAGGGAGCCCCAAGCAGGCGCAUGUGCCCCUCUCUCCAGUGCAGGGCAAGGCGCUGGACCUCCUGGACACCCUGUGCUGGAGGCGGCACCUGGGUACCCCCUUGUUUUUCACAAAGUGUGUCCAGGCCAACCCUGACGGGUGGCUGCGCUUCUGGUGCCAAGUGGUGAUCCCGGGGUACCCGCUGCCCAUGAGUGGGUUCACGUGGGUCCGGCAGGAUGUGUCAGGUGCCAGUGGGCACGACAAGGCAAAGGACAUGCUGGCGAUGCAGGUGCUCAGGAUACUGGGGUGCGAGGUGGCCUAG